AUGGCAUCGUUCAAGUUCUUCGCUCUCUUCCUCGCCUUCGCCAUGGCCGCGGCGACGCUGCAGCCCUCGGGAGCGACGAGGGUCCAAGGAUUCAAGCCUGCGGCCGCAAACCAAGAAGCAGAAGGAAGAGCCGAGCCAUUGUCCAAUGGCGCCCCAGCAGGCGGAGACGCGCAGCAUCCAUCGACACCGCCCGGCUUACCGGGCGCUCCGCCGAUGCCCGGCCUCCUCGGCAUAAUCCUCCCGUUCUUGUUUCCGCCAAUUGCCGGUCUCCCCGGCUUUUUGCCACAAAUUCUCAGCCCCCCCAGCUUGUUUCCACCGAUUCCCGGUCUCCCCAGCCUGUUCCCGCCACUGCCGGGCUCUCCACCUCGGCAAGGCGGCGUACAGGGAGGCAGCUCGUCGCCUCCACCGCCACAGCUGACGGAGUGCAUGACGCCGCUGGUUGGCAUGAUGCCGUGCAUGGACUACCUCACCAACAUCACCGUGCUGACGCCCCCGGGCGAGUGCUGCGACGGCUUCAAGUCGAUCGUCAGCGACGCGCCCAUCUGCCUCUGCCACGGCAUGAACGGCGACAUGAACCAGUUCAUGCCCAAGCCCAUCGACCCCGUCCGCAUGGCCAUCCUCCCGCUCGCGUGCGGCACCAUGCUGCCAUUACAGACGCUCUUCAUGUGCAACUCACAAUCAGUGCCGCCGCUCAUGCCUCCUACCCCUGCAGAGCCGCCGGCGACGCCUGAUGCACCUCCGGCGGUGUCGCCGUAG
Phragmites australis (common reed) is the source of this 756-nucleotide messenger RNA. RefSeq lists its product as uncharacterized. The transcript is spliced from 2 exons. Bases 1 to 756 code for a protein of 251 amino acids. The record is from RefSeq and is a predicted model, not a curated record. NCBI's taxonomy places the organism in Eukaryota, Viridiplantae, Streptophyta, Magnoliopsida, Poales, Poaceae.